GCGCCAGCGCCCGUGCGGCAGCGAGCAGCAGCGAGACGGUGCUGGGAGCAGGCUAUCGGCCACGGAUAGUGCUGCGUCACCCCUUCUGCACAUAUGCAGAGGCGCAGCUCCGGCAGCAGCAGCGCAGCACUGCCGAAGCUCGCAGAGGCGGGAAGCGGCGGGAAGGAGAGAGGCCGCCGCCCACGCGAAGGCGGCGCCGCGUGUCCAGCAGCAGCAGCAGAAGCCGGCGCCGCACGCUCUUGCCGCACGUCAACCAACCCCGUCCUCACUUGUUCUUCUCAGCAGCAGGCGCGCUCCACCGCUCCACAGCACACACUCGCGCACUCCACGGCCCGCCUGCCUCCACGCUCGCCGCCAUGUCUCGCCGUCCCGCCGGCCGCAUCUCCUCCGGCGCCCGCGCCGCGCCCUAUGCCGUGCGUGCUGCUCAGCCGCCGUGGCUGGCCACGCAGCGCUGCUCCGCCCGUCUGCUGACCUCUGCCGCAUCUCUCUCUUUGCUGCACACACACAGCGUCCGGCAGGUCCGAAUCGCUCGGCGUCGGGCUCGGGCAGCCGCAUGGCCUCGCGCGAUGCCUGGGAGGA
This is a messenger RNA of Tilletiopsis washingtonensis, 579 nucleotides long. RefSeq lists its product as hypothetical. The coding region runs from base 94 to 471 and encodes 125 amino acids. The record is from RefSeq and is a predicted model, not a curated record. NCBI's taxonomy places the organism in Eukaryota, Fungi, Basidiomycota, Exobasidiomycetes, Entylomatales. The transcript has a single exon.